This is a messenger RNA of Cynocephalus volans (Philippine flying lemur), 2537 nucleotides long. RefSeq names its product nudE neurodevelopment protein 1 (gene NDE1). The record is from RefSeq and is a predicted model, not a curated record. Gene Ontology annotation, molecular function: microtubule binding. The transcript has 9 exons. NCBI's taxonomy places the organism in Eukaryota, Metazoa, Chordata, Mammalia, Dermoptera, Cynocephalidae. Gene Ontology annotation, biological process: mitotic centrosome separation; cell migration; microtubule nucleation. The coding region runs from base 102 to 1139 and encodes 345 amino acids. Gene Ontology annotation, cellular component: kinesin complex; centrosome; kinetochore.
GGCCGCGCCGCCCCUCGCAGCCGCGCCGCUACUGCCUUGUCCUCGCCGCCCGAGCCGGACGCCAUGCCCCGAGAAGAGUGAUCUCUUCCCCUGUUUUCACAAUGGAGGACUCGGGAAAGACUUUCAGCUCUGAGGAGGAAGAAGCUACCUAUUGGAAAGAUCUGGCAAUGACCUACAAGCAGAGGGCAGAGAAUACACAAGAGGAGCUCCGAGAAUUCCAGGAGGGAAGCCGAGAAUAUGAAGCUGAGUUGGAGACUCAGCUGCAGCAGAUUGAAACCAGGAACAGGGACCUUCUGUCGGAAAAUAACCGCCUUCGCAUGGAGCUGGAGACCAUCAAGGAGAAGUUUGAAAUGCAGCACUCUGAAGGCUACCGACAGAUCUCAGCCUUAGAGGAUGACCUUGCACAGACUAAAGCAAUUAAAGAUCAAUUGCAGAAAUAUAUCAGAGAGCUGGAGCAAGCAAACGAUGACUUGGAAAGGGCAAAACGAGCCACGAUCAUGUCUCUGGAAGACUUUGAGCAGCGCUUGAAUCAAGCCAUUGAAAGAAAUGCCUUCCUGGAAAGUGAACUUGAUGAGAAGGAGAAUCUCCUGGAAUCUGUUCAGCGACUGAAGGAUGAAGCUAGAGACUUGCGGCAGGAAUUGGCUGUGCAGCAGAAACAAGAGAAACCCAGGACCCCCAUGCCCAGCUCGGAAGCUGAAAGGACUGACACAGCUGUGCAGGCCACUGGCUCCAUGCCAUCUACGCCUGUAGCUCAUCGAGGAACCAGCUCUAGUUUAAACACUCCAGGGACUUUCAGACGCGGGCUGGAAGACUCCACUGGUGGGACGCCCCUCACACCUGCCGCCCGGAUAUCGGCCCUCAACAUUGUGGGAGACCUGCUGCGCAAAGUCGGGGCGCUGGAAUCCAAACUUGCAUCCUGCCGGAACUUGGUGUAUGAUCAGUCCCCAAACCGAACAAGUGGCCCAGCCUCAGGGCGGGGAAGCAGGAACAGAGAGGGCAGCGACAGACGGCCGAGCAGCACCAGUGUGCCUUUGGGUGAUAAAGGGUUGGGAAAACGCCUGGAAUUUGGGAAGCCGUCUUCACAUGUAUCCUCUCCGUCGCUGCCGUCAGCCCAGGGUGUAGUCAAGAUGUUGCUUUAGGAAAAAAAGCACGGAAGCUGAAGCCCUUGGUGUUUGUGCAGGAGUUGUUAUCUCUUUCCCUCUUUAUGCUAAGUUUUCAGUGUAUUUUUGUUUUUUUUUAAGUUAGCUUGAGAUAUAAGAGCCAGUAGUCACCAUAGUUCACUUUGUGUUUUGUGGCCCAAGCCAAGACUGAGGCCGUUACCUGUGGCCCCUGGAGUCUGUCCCCAUGAGAUGACAUCUCAUCACCCCUAGCCUCACUGUAGGUGUGUGCAUUGCAGAGACAGAGACAGGCUGGGCUGUCCGGAAAAGGCUCUAUCGUGUGGGUGAGGAGGCUACCCCUCAUUUGAGCUAACCCAAGAGUCUUGGUUGGUCUCAAGAGGUUUUUUUUAAUGUCUGGAGUCUCCUUAAAAAUGAGAUCCGAGCCCACUCAGCUUGAGUUAUCUUUCAGAAUAGAAUCUCCCAAUGUUUUAACCGUGUGCUGAAAUCAUGCAUAGGAGUAUAGAACAGAAUAGGCUCAUGCCUUUUUUUUAAACUGUCGUAGUGUAUCUCUGAGACUUUUUAAUCUGCCUCUAAUUGAAGUUUUUAGAAAUGUGUUUGAGUUGGAGUAAUUCCCAGGUCGAUCAGGGUCAGUGGAAAAUCUGCAUCCUCUUUAGGUAAAUCCUGACUAUUAGUUUUUCUGAGUCCCCCACCUUGGUAGGGGGGUGAUUUCUGCUCUAGGACUCCAGGGGUCACUGGGGUAGAGUGGCCUUGGUAAUGCAACCCUUAAGAACAAUAUUUCAUUCAAAGCCAUGAUGAAAUAACCGGGGUGACCUUCAAAUAAGAUUCAAGCAUGAGAUUGUUUCUAGAAGUUUCUUUGUCAGACGAAAAAACCAACACAGAAUUUUCAACACUCAACGACGCCUCUGUUCGUCACUGCUUGCUAUGAACUGCUGUCUCACGCUUUCGGACACAAGUGAAAACAGCACACUAAUUUCAGGAACACGCAUGCAGCUUAACAACCUUCAUUUCAUUACUAAGUUAUUUCCUGGAAGAAUGGCAAAAAUAUCCCCGAGUUGGAAACAGAACUCUUCAAGUGCUACUUAAAUUCAGCAGAGAAGUAGGCUGCAGUGGUGGGUUUGUCACCACAGAAACAUUCAACCUAGAUUGGUAAAAGACGUACUUUUAUUUUUUUACAAGAAUAAUAAAAUCAAGAGAAACUAUUGUUCAACUCGUUCGUGGUGGUGGUAAAUAGAUGCUUCUUUGUAUGUUUGUAUUUCUCUGUUUGCUCAUGGGUUGGUGGAAAACUUUUGUUUUUUAACCAAGUAACAACAUAUGAAAAAAAUCUGCUUUUUAAAAAUUUCUAUGCAAGUCAGCUUUUCAGAAGCAUAUCUGGGAUAUAUUUGUGCAUUGCUCAAGGUAUAUUAAUGUUUGGUUGUAUGU